Messenger RNA from Procambarus clarkii (red swamp crayfish), 3598 nucleotides. Its product is annotated as female lethal d. Gene Ontology annotation, cellular component: nucleus. Gene Ontology annotation, biological process: regulation of alternative mRNA splicing, via spliceosome. NCBI's taxonomy places the organism in Eukaryota, Metazoa, Arthropoda, Malacostraca, Decapoda, Cambaridae. The record is from RefSeq and is a predicted model, not a curated record.
GAGUUACAAUUAGUAAAGUUUGGGUUUGUGGAAUAUGUGGUCAAGGAGUCAUUAAUAUUUAUUUUACCAGUUUGUGAUACAAUAUACGUGAACCCUUGUGUGAGCGGCGGUUAAGUAGCAUCCCAUGGAUUAUAGUGAGUGCGGGAGUUGAGUGUAGUGCUUAAAUUACGUCAUAAAUCUAGUGAAGAUGACAUAUUGAGUCCGGCGGUGACGGAACAUGGCGUCGCUAUGUACACGGAUAUCGAUAUAAACUCACGAUAACGUUCCACUGUGAGCUCAGUAUGAGUGGAGACGGAGGGGAGGAGGACCAAGUGGUGAAAGUGGAGGCCACAACUCCUGCUGCUACCAGUACAUCUACAGCCACUGUCACCACUGUGACCAAUGGUACCUCCAGCACAAGAGCAUCAACGCCUCCAACAGAUGCUGUGACCCCAUUAACGCCACCACCCUCAUGUGCUGCAUCAACUCCAAGCACCAACAAUAAUGAUACGCCAACAUCGGCAUCAGCAACGCCAACUUGUGCCCAGCCAACAGCAGUAGGAACAACUACAGCUGCUGCUAGUAUUGCCACAACAACUACUACCAUAGCAACAGCAGUAAUUAACAAGGAAAAAGCAGAGGAGGAGGAAGUGGAAGAAGAGAACACUGCAGAUGAACCAAGUAGCGCUCCAGAACAAGUCCACAUCUCUACAGAGCAGUUAGCACUUUUAUCAAAGGAGGAGCUGGUAGAAAAAUGGUUACAGCAAGAUAAAUUUGUGGAGAGUAUACAGAGCAGAAUGGAAGCAAUGGAAAGAGAAGUGGAAGAGCUACGAGGAGCUCGAGAAAAUGAGGAGCGAUUGAAAGGGCAGCUUGCAGAAUUGCAACGCAAAGAACAGUACCAUAUUAUGAGACUCUCCUGUAAGGAGCAUGAACUACAGGAUAUGGGGGUGCAGGUACAGGAGCUGAAGAGCAUGUCUGCUGGUGUUGGUGGCUUCAAACACUGCUUGCUGGACCCGGCCGUCAAUUUGCUGUUUGAGAGGCUCAAACGUGACCUGGACUCAGCACGCACCAAGAUGGAGGAGACCCAGAAUGAACUAUCAGCUUGGAAGUUCACCCCCGAUAGUAAUACUGGAAAACAAUUGAUGGCCAAAUGCCGCUUGCUGAUUAAGGAGAAUGAGGAACUUGGUCGCAUGAUAACGUCUGGACGACUGGCCAAGUUGGAAGGUGAACUGGCUCUUCAACGGAACUUCAGUGAGGAGCUUAAGAAAUCUCAAUCAGAAUUGGACGAGUUCUUGCUGGAGAUGGAUGAAGAUACAGAGGGUAUGCAGGGGACCAUUUACUACCUCCAGCAGCAGCUACGACAAGCUAAGGAGCGCAUUACUCAACUGAAUGCUCAGUUAGCACUCACUCAGACUCCAGACACACAACCAACUGAUGACAGUAGUGCCCAGGUUAUUUCAGAUGUAGGCAGUGAACUAAAUAAUGAGGCAGAACAGACAGAAGAAACGACAUUGGUGCCUCAGCCAAAUGGAGACGCUUCACAUGAUGAGCCUCAAAUAAAUAGUGAAUCCUCAGAUUUAGACACUACAGCAGCAACUCCACUAACCAAUGGUCGCAAACGGACGCAGAGUGAAAUUGAGGAAGGGGCAGAAUUAACUGAGGGGGUUACGGACACUGGAGAGAUUAUUAGUGGGGCUGAGGGUGUACCACCACCACAGAAACGGACCAGAACUGAUGGUGAGGAGGAGAUUGUAGGAGGAGAGGAGAGUACAGUACCGGUAGUGGAGAAUGGUGUAUUAGAAUCAGAGUAGGAUAUGCAGGUGGCAUUGCUUGCAUUGUUCUCUUGUAGGGAAUUGGUGGAGUGUGUAAGUUCACCAAAGGAAGACAGGGCUCCCAGCAGGAGCUCUUGCUCAUGACCUGUGUGGUAAGUCAUGCUGGCUCACUGUAGUCUGCCUCCCAGGCCCAGUGGUCUUUAAUGUGCACCACAGUUACUGUCCAAAUUUUGUACAGACAAGUCUCAUUUUUGUAUAGGUAAUUCUAAUUAAAUAUCUGGUGGCAAAAACAUUCAUAGGCAUUCUUGGUCUCUUGAAUUACCUUGGCAGCCAUGUUGUACACUAUAGGCUGCUAUGGGGCCAGAUCUCUAUAUUUGAAAUUCAUACACACUGCAGACAAUAAUAUUGAGGGUUCAGCUGUUAACUAGUGUGCCCAGUCUUUAUCUUCCUCCACAACACAUUUCACAUCCUCAUGUAGAUAAAGUCCCACACAAUAUUCAUGCCUUUCAAGUUUUAAAGAUGUUCCACUCAAUGCUAUGCAGAAUGUUAUGUAAUAAAAGCAUAAUUUUCUUCACCUUUUCCAUAGUUUCAUGUCAGGUCCCACUAAUUUUAAUGUGCUAUAAAUUUUUCAGUCAGAAACAAGUGCUUUGUGGAUUCGAUAUCAUAGGCCAUGAUCCUAUAUGUUGCUUAUUCCAUUUUUUUUUUUUUUGUAAUUUCAAAUAGAAUACAUCACUAGCUUGAUGCCUUUAUCAUCUGUGAUUAUCUGUUACUCCAUAUCCAGCUGAUCCAUGUCAUUUACAGCAGGCUAGAAGUAUAUUACUACUUGAUGUCUAAAAGUCCUCACAAUUUAAUUUCUUGUGCUAGAAAAAGCUUCACUGAGUAAAAUGACUAUAUUUCCUCCGUCCUAUACGGUACAGCCAAUUGCAAGAUAACUGUAGAGUAAAUAGGUAUGAUCUUGAUGGGGGAAGUAGAGAGGAGUUGGGACAUUUACUGAUACAGCUGGGCCUCUCAUCCUCUUGACGAGAUUGUCUAUCAUAAACACCUUUUAAUUCCCAGUAAUGUGUUGAUAAAGAGUCAUUUAAGAUGCACAUGUCUGGUUCCAGCAUCAGAACCAUUUGUUCCCAAUAUCAAUGUCAAAGCUGUUUAGUUAAAUUAUGAGGUUCACAAUUCUUGAUGUUGAGAUUUUUAUUUUAAUUCUACCACAGGGUAUAUAAAUACUUCUAAUUUUGCUCUGCUGAUAUUUGAUGUACAGUUUGGGAAAGAAUGCAGGCUGAAUGAGUUUGCUGAAUAUAUUCUUAUUAUAAUAAAUAUGUGCUUGGUUUUCUAGGUUUAUUGUUUUUUAUAUUUAUAAUUGUUAUAACUAUUAAUGACAGCAUGUACUCAUGAUAUCUGUGGUGCAAGAAUUUUUUUAGUAUGUAAAUUUAGCAAUGAAAAAUACAAGUACAGUACUGUAGAUAUUUUCAAUAUUUGAAAUAUGUAAUUCCAACAUCAUUGAUACUAGCCUUAUCCACUAAUAUUGGUGACUUGCAUAGACUUGGGAAUUGUUUGGUUGUAAAUGCUAAUAUAACUGCAAUAAAUCUCAUAUUCUUAUAAAAAAUAUUUGUAAAAAAUAUUAGACCUUUCGUGUUUAUUUUCAAUUCCAUUUAUUUUUUUAUUAUCUGUAGUAGCAAAUGAUACUAGGGAAGAGUUGUUUGAUCAGGAACUUUCAUCAUGGCUGUGAGGACUGUGUGUGUGUGUGUGUGUGUUCGUGAGGACAUGUUGGUAUGACCCCCUUUCCUUUAUAUUUUUGUUGGUAUGCUCUCAUCCCUUUAUUAUUUAUGUGAAUUCUACUUCAACUUGUACAAAUU